Messenger RNA from Penicillium subrubescens, 2607 nucleotides. RefSeq lists its product as uncharacterized. The transcript is spliced from 2 exons. Lineage: Eukaryota; Fungi; Ascomycota; Eurotiomycetes; Eurotiales; Aspergillaceae. Bases 161 to 2425 code for a protein of 754 amino acids. Gene Ontology annotation, biological process: transmembrane transport. The record is from RefSeq and is a predicted model, not a curated record. Gene Ontology annotation, molecular function: transmembrane transporter activity. Gene Ontology annotation, cellular component: plasma membrane.
CCUUUUAAUGUCCUCUGCUCGUCCUGCCCGGUUUGCAAGAUCGGGUAGUUUCAAGACCGGGGAUCGCUUCGCUCACUAUUCUCUGCAUCUGAACAAUCGAGAAACUCAACAUUCUUCCCACUAAUCCUUUCAUAUCCAGCGUAAUUCCGGAGAGUGGGCCAUGUUCUCGGAAUAUGCCUCACGUUUCCUCGCUCAGUCACAGUCGCGAGUCGCGUCUCGCCCAGACGAGCUACAAAGAACCGGCCGUGCUCCUCCAAACCAGCGGCAAGGCAGCACACGACACCCAUCUUCGCGCUCCUACUUAAGAAGCGGUGACCCAUAUCGACCGGGUGCAUCACAGAUCUCCAACUUCCCCUUUGCAUCUCGAGCAUCGGCUCAACCAGCUCCGUUAUUCUACAGUGCGACCGACGAAUUUCGAGAAGAAGAUGACGAGACCGAGCGGGAACGCGAGAUUGCGGAUUUCUAUGCUCUGCAACGUUCAAGGAGGCAUUUUGGUGAUAGUCACCUGAGAGAAUCUUCAGAGAACGAUGAAGAUUCAAAUCACUCUGUGGAUUUGGAUGAGGGUCAAUCUCGGUAUGAUGAGCGGCCAGGGAAUGGUAAGGGUAUCAAAAGCUCCUGGCGUGGGGAGAAGAGUAUACCUGCUCCCCGACAAUCUCGAAUAGAAACCGUGGUGGAAGGGGUGGAACAAGCAUCCGAGUCCUACUCCAGCCCUGGCAGUAGUCGAGCCAGAGGUAACUUGGUCGACGUGGGGCUGGAGGAUUCCUUUCGAGGGGGACUGGGCGAUACCGACCGCAUGCCGUCUGAGAUGGUUGGCGAUGAACCGCCCAUCCAACGGUUUCGAGAACGACCCUCUGUCAAAGAUGACUCCUUUGGCUUCAAUGAAUCCGACAAUCCUGCCGAGCAGACUCGACCGUUAUUCUCUUCAGAAGCUCCACGACGGCCGAGUUCGACAAGCUCUCUUCCUGCAUCGAUUUCACCUCUAACAUCCGAGACUACCAUGCACGAUGCCUUCUGGGGGCAGCUAUUCCUGAUCGCUCUUGCAGGGCUAUUUGCGACUUCAUUCUUGGUCUACCUGCAUACAUCAACCCCAUCAUCCGGUGACAAGACGCAAUGGGGGGACACCAUCUACUUCACCGUUCAUGGGUCAUACUUCCUGUUAGGGAUUUACACUCUUGUAUCGGUGUUUGUCUCCCUAAUCUGGCUGGCUCUGCUACGGUCCUAUGUGCGCAUUCUGGUCUACAUCGUCGUUGUUGCGGUGCCUAUUAUUCUAUACUCAUUUUCGUUGUACCCUUUCAUCUCGAGCUUCAAGGGUGCAUGGAAUGGGACCAGCUUCCAAGACAGAGUGAUGCGCUGGGGAUCCUUUGUUCCUUUCGUGAUGGCGAGUCUAUGGAUAUACAACGUCCUCCGAGGUCGUCGGGCAAUCGGCAAGGCGAUCGGUGUGCUGGAGUUUGCUUGCCGCAUCCUUGCUGCAAACCCCGAGCUUCUUGCCCUCGGCCUGGUCAUCCUUGCCUGCGUCGUCUCCUGGACGUGGAUCUGGAUGCUCAUGUUCACCCGCGUGUUCCUUGGCGGCCACUUAUCUGGCUCGAGGUCAUUCAUCAUCGAUCUCAGCAGCUGGUGGCUCGGCGUUUACUUCGUGCUGAUCUACCUGUGGUCGAUUGGAGUGAUUGCGGGUGUUCAGCGUGCUGUCACCGCAGCCACAGUCAGCCAAUGGUACUUCCACCGUCUCUCAAGCCCGGCACCUACUUCAAGGCAGAUCGUCCAGGCAGCCGUCAUCCAUGCCACCACCACGUUGUUCGGGACGAUUAGUCUUUCCCGCCUACUAGGGCUUCUCAUUCGUCUACCAAUCCUCCUUCUACCUAACCGACUAUCCUCCAUCAUCAGCCUCUUUGCAUACUCCCUCAUCCCCACUCCCAUUGCGUAUCUCACGAACCCGCUCUCUCUAACCUAUGCCGCGAUCCACUCACAGCCAUUGGGCGCUUCUGCCCGAGGCUUAAGUCAAAUGACCCUCCUAGCACCAUCAGCAGCAUCGACAUCUCUCCAUCCUGGCGCCUAUUCCCGCUCACCAGGGGCAUCAGCAUCUCUCCUCUCCUACCGGCUCUCCAAAUUAAUCCUCCAUGCCACACGCUUCAUGAUGUCUCUAGCCCUCGGUUUCGGUGGCUGGGUCACAACAGCCCGAAGUCUCAACACGAGCGGUACAAUACGGGGCAGUAUGUAUGCCUACGUGGUCGGCCUCAUCGCCGCAACGAUUGGCUGGAGUAUCUUGGGCGCUAUGGAGAGUGUCAUCGCCGACAUCGUGGAUGCCGCUGUGAUAUGCUGGGCAAGUGAAGUCGGUGUGUAUGGACGAGAAGCUCGAUAUUGCCGGGAGGCUGGGUGGUUAUUUGGAGAUUCGAAUUCGGAUUUCCGGCAUGAGUAUGGGGAAGUUUAGCGUUUUUUUCCUUGAUGAUCAUGAUUAUUCUUUUUCUUUGAUGAUUUCCCCUUUGUUCUUUCUUCCUUUGCUGCCUUUUCCCUUCUCUUGAGCGGAUUGACAUUGCCUGGAUUCUCAACGGUAGUAUCUUUACAACAAAAGGACUAUAUCUAUAUAGAAUCACAUUUUCUUGGGAAUUACAU